GUUAUGCAGCAUGAUGCAAACUAUGCACACAAAGCCCGUGUGUCCUACACUACAGAAGCCUGGAAUUUCACGCGCUGGAUCACGGAUAUGGGUCUACAUUCGAAGUUCAACGACAUCCUGCUCAAAAUCGACAUCGAAGGGGCCGAGUACGUCCUCAUCCCAGAGUUGUUCAAGUCCAGAACAAUGUGCCGCAUUACCUGGCUGACGGUCGAGUGGCAUGAGGAGCGCCACGGAUUCACACCGGACAGCAAGCAAAUCGCCAUGCGGAAGAACAUCAAAGAGGACCUGCAGAAGUUCUGUCCUGGUCAAAAGAUCAGGUACUUCGAUUGGGUGUGA
Molecule: messenger RNA, 336 nt
Organism: Symbiodinium pilosum
Lineage: Eukaryota; Dinophyceae; Suessiales; Symbiodiniaceae
Source: the annotation of a GenBank genome assembly